CACUGGAAAUGAUAAACAAAACAAGCAAAUAAAUUUUGCACAAGCAAACGGGAAACGAAUAGUUAAAUAUAGUAAAAUUUCAACAACAAAUGUCUCUGCUAGAACAAUACGAACAGCAGUAUGCAGCACUAAUUGCUGAAAUAACUGCACAUAUUGGACGUUUACAGCAAAGUGCAACCGAACGCAAUGAGCUGUGCAACAAAAUCGAUGGCAGCCUGUCGGAGGCACAGGAGCUGCUGGAGCAGAUGGGCCUGGAAGUGCGCGAACUGAAUCCUACACAACGCAGCAGCUUCAACGGGAAACUGCAAGUGGCCCAGGCGGAACUAAAGCGUCUGCAAACGGAAUACAAACAGACAAAGGAUAAGCUGCGUUCACAAUCCAACGCUUAUACGACGCUCGAUUUGAGCGGCAGUGGUGAUUACUAUGAGGAUGUGUCCAUUAGCAACGAUCAGAGGCAACGUCUGCUGGAGAAUUCCGAGAGUAUUGAACGCACAGGCAAUCGCUUGACGGAAGGUUAUCGCGUAGCUCUGGAAACGGAGGCAUUAGGCACACAAGUGCUAAAUGAUUUGCAUCAUCAACGCGAGACUCUGCAAGGCGCACGCGCUCGUCUGAGGGAGACAAAUGCCGAGAUUGGACGCGCCUCCCGCACCCUCAACACAAUGAUGCUGCGCGCACUGCGCGAAAAGGUCGUCCUCUACGGUGUGGGCGUUUGCUUUGUGGUUGCCGUCGGCGUCAGCCUUUAUUUAACAUUUGCCCCAAGCACGCCCGCGGCCACGUCAUAGUCUGACUAGAUUGGAUUGUAUAUUAUAUAAGUUUGGUUUAAAGACGUUGACACAUUCCUUGUUUAGUUAAUUGUUUAUUUAUUGUUAGCAUUAGUUUCAAUUGCGAGUUAUUCAUUAUGUAUGUAUGUACGUAUUGUGUAAAUUGAAAAACUUCUAGUAGCUAGCAAAAGACCUACGUAUUAUAUGUAACUACUAUGCUUAAA
Molecule: messenger RNA, 985 nt
Organism: Drosophila innubila
Lineage: Eukaryota; Metazoa; Arthropoda; Insecta; Diptera; Drosophilidae
Gene: Vti1a
Product: vesicle transport through interaction with t-SNAREs homolog 1A
Exons: 3
Coding region: 90-782 (230 amino acids)
Biological process (GO): intra-Golgi vesicle-mediated transport; macroautophagy; vesicle fusion with Golgi apparatus
Cellular component (GO): Golgi apparatus; endoplasmic reticulum membrane; late endosome membrane
Molecular function (GO): SNARE binding; SNAP receptor activity
Source: RefSeq, a predicted model, not a curated record